Molecule: messenger RNA, 1605 nt
Organism: Thermothielavioides terrestris NRRL 8126
Lineage: Eukaryota; Fungi; Ascomycota; Sordariomycetes; Sordariales; Chaetomiaceae
Exons: 1
Coding region: 380-1519 (379 amino acids)
Biological process (GO): regulation of transcription by RNA polymerase II; chromatin remodeling
Cellular component (GO): SAGA-type complex; nucleus
Molecular function (GO): chromatin binding; transcription coactivator activity; protein binding
Source: RefSeq, a predicted model, not a curated record
CGCACGCUCUUUGUUGCCUCUGUGGUCGUUCCCAGGGCGACUCAGUCGGCUGCCCGCACCACACAUCUUCCCUCCCACCGACUCCUCCAUCUCAUCCUCCGCGGUCCCUCUUCGGCCAGCGCACUGGCUGUCGACACUGGAUGACAGCCCUCAAAUCCCCCCCCACCCGGUUUCCUGUCAUACAGGCAUAACUGUUAUGGCGAACAAAGGAACGACCACGCCUGCCAUGCUGCGGCCCCUCUCACAUGACGGGAUCCCGGCUACCACGAUACCAAGACGAGCCUGGGGUGCUUCGUCGUCUCCCGCGCCUAGCCUCCCCCUCUCCCCGACCAAAGAAAUGCAGGACGCUAGCGUGCAUUCGCAAGCCAGACCAGCAUCGAUGCCGCCCAAGAUAAGAAAACCCUGCGAUAUCAGCAACCUGAUGUCGCCUCCGGAGCCUGCACCGCUUGAGACGUUCAAGGCGGCGGGGCUGCCAAGCGAGAAGGCCGCUCCAUCUCCCGCCGAGCAGGUUCCUCGUGAGCCUCUCUCGCCGCCCGUGUCGCCCUUCUCGCAUCCGUCCAGCACAAUUAGCCCAGCUCCGCCGUUGGGCCUUAGCGACGGCAAGGACCCGAUUCUCUAUCCCGCCGGCGAACCCCGCGCGAGCGCUCCCACCGGCCCGCUGUUCAGCUUGAUCCCAGAGUCCGUCGUGAAUUACAAGGAGGCGACAGAGCGGCUCGUGAACGAACACAUCGCAUCGAGACCUGCCGGCCUCUUCCGCGACUCAACACCGCCGAAGCCCGAGGACUACGAGUUGGCCUUGUUCUUCAAGUCCAAUUGCUUCCGGAUGUUCCGGGACAACCCUCAAGAAUGGUUACGCAAGGAGCGCGCGCUUCUCCGGGCUGACCGCAGGCGCACGGCACCCUCGUUCCAGCCCCACAAGCUGCCUCACAUUCUCCCUGCCGCGAAGCCAGCAGUUUCGGGCCCGCAGCCUAGCAAGACCCCUUCGGCUCGCGUGCAGAAGCCUAGCCCGCAGAAGCCUAGACCCCCCAAGGUCAGGGUGCAGAAUCCUAGGCCUAUCCGCGCUACUCCCGCGCCAGCCCGGGAGACCAUACACGUCGGCACCCCUGAACCCCGGGUCCGAACGGUUGCGCCCAACCGCGAGGACAAGGACUUCGCGUCGCUGCAGGAUCUCUCACCCCCGCUCAGCACUCUCCCCGCGAAGGGGAACAGUUUGAAGGUAGACUGGAAGGGGAACGCACUGGACUUGACCAAUGACCCGUACCGGGACUUGCUGCAUCCCGACGAGCUGAUCCUGGCGAGCAACCUGCGAUUGGACUGCGCUACCUACCUCACCAGCAAGCGGCGCAUCUUCCUGCGCCGCCUCGAGUGCGCCGAGAAAGGCAAGGAGUUCCGCAAGACCGAUGCGCAGCAGGCGUGCAAGAUCGAUGUCAACAAGGCGUCGAAGCUGUGGCAGGCCUACGAGAAAGUCGGCUGGCUGGAUAUUGAGUGGAUGCGUCAGUACAUGAAGCGGAAGGACUGACGUCGAUGGACUCUAUCGACUCGCUAGACGGAUCUACCACUGGUUUUGGGUCACGUUUCAUUUUUGUCCGGGCGCUAGCUUGGCCG